AUGACGGAGGAGGAGGAGGAGGAGGAGGAGGAGGAGGAGGAGGAGGAAGAUCUGGACUAUUACUUGGGAGACGUGGAGGACCUGAGGGGGGAAGAUGAGGACGAGGAGGAGGAAGUGCUGGAGGAAGACGAGGAAGAAGAGCUAGACCCGAUCACCCAACUGCCUCCACCUCCAGCCCCUCGGAGGUGCUUCACUUGUCCCCAGUGUCGAAAAUGUUUUCCUCGGCGGAGCUUCUGCCCCAACCUGCAGUUGGCCAACAUGGUUCAGGUGAUUCACCAGAUGCAUCCAUCCCCUGGGCAUGAGAGUCCUGUGAACGAGCAAGGUAUCUGCCCGAGACACCAAGAAGCCCUGAAGCUCUUCUGCGAGGUGUGCCAAGAAUCCAGGAGCCACAAACAGCACAGCGUGGUGCCACUGGAGGAGGUGGUGCAGGAGUACAAGGCCAAGCUACAAGGUCAUGUGGAACCACUUAGGAAGCACCUCGAGGCUGUGCAGAAGGAGGAGAGGCGGAUGUCAGAGCUGAAAAGCCAGAUGAAAUCAGAGUUGGCAGCUGUGGCCUCAGAGUUUGGGCGCCUAACACGGUUUCUGGUUGAAGAGCAGGCAGGACUAGAGCGGCUCCUCCGAGAGAUGCAUGAAGCUCAGCUGGGAUGUGCAGGAGUAGCAGCCCACCACCUUGAAGAGCAGGCUGCCCAUCUCAGCUGCCUGCUAGCUGAAGCCCAAGAACGGAGCCAGCAGGGGGGCCUGCAGCUGCUGCAAGACAUCAAGGAAACUUUCAAUAGGUGUGAAGAGAUACAGUUGCAGCCCCCAGAGAUUUGGUCCCCUGACCCAUGCCAACCCCAUAGCCACGCCUUCCUGACAGACGCCAUUGUGGGGAAAAUGAGCCGGAUAUUUUGUCAGGCUGCAAGAGUUGAUUUGACGAUGGACCCUGACACAGCUCACCUAGCCCUUAUGUUGUCCCCUGAUCGUCGUGAGGUCCACCUGUCAGAACAUCAGCAGGAGGUUCCCGAACAUUCCAAGCGCUUCUCAACUGACUGCUGUGUACUAGGGGCCCAGGCCUUCCGCUCUGGCAGGCACUACUGGGAGGUAGAGGGGGGUGGGCGGCGAGGCUGGGCAGUGGGUGCUGCCCGUGAAUCAACCCAUCAUAAAGAAAAAGUGAGCUCUGGUGGGUCAUCUGUUAGUAGUGGGGAUGCCAGCUCCUCAUACCACCACCAUCGCCGCUGGCUCCACCUGCCUCAGCAGCUCCUGCUCCAGAGGGAAGUAUGGUGUGUGGGCACCCACGGCAAACGAUACCAGGCACAGAGCUCAACAGAGCAGACACUGCUGAGCCCAUGUGAGAAACCACAGCGCUUUGGCGUGUAUCUGGACUAUCAGGCUGGGCGCCUGGGAUUCUACAAUGCAGAUACCUUAGCCCACGUGCAUACCUUCUCAGCUGCCUUCCUUGGCGAGCGUGUCUUCCCUUUCUUCCGGGUGCUUUCUAAGGGCACCCGCAUCAAGCUCUGCCCUUGAUCAGCCUGCCACCCGCAGGGGCCCCUCCAGUGACUGGAGGGGCGGGUGGUGGUGGAUGUUUGCCCACUCACUAUGUUUGUGAGCUCAG
This is a messenger RNA of Alexandromys fortis (reed vole), 1591 nucleotides long. RefSeq names its product E3 ubiquitin-protein ligase TRIM41-like. Gene Ontology annotation, biological process: protein ubiquitination. The record is from RefSeq and is a predicted model, not a curated record. Gene Ontology annotation, molecular function: protein binding; ubiquitin protein ligase activity. Bases 1 to 1503 code for a protein of 500 amino acids. The transcript is spliced from 2 exons. Gene Ontology annotation, cellular component: nuclear body. Lineage: Eukaryota; Metazoa; Chordata; Mammalia; Rodentia; Cricetidae.